AUGUCAAGUGCGGCGUCCUUCAGUGUGUGGGACUAUGUGGUCUUCACCUUGAUGCUGGUGAUCUCAGCAGGCAUCGGGGUUUACUACGCCUUCAGCGGACGAGGUCAGAGCAGCUCCGCGGACUUUCUGGUGGGUGGACGGAGUAUGACGGCGGUGCCGGUGGCUCUGUCCCUGUCAGCCAGCUUCAUGUCAGCCAUCACCGUUCUGGGGACCCCGGUGGAGGUGUAUCAGUACGGAGCCGUCUUCAUCCUCAUCUGCUUUGCUUAUGUUCUGAUGGUGGCUGUGAGCUCUGAGAUUUUCCUGCCGAUCUUCUACAGACUGGGAAUAACCAGCACCUAUGAGUAUCUGGAGAUGCGUUACAGUAAAGUAAUUCGACUAUUUGGGACAGUCCUGUUUAUCAUACAGACAGUGUUAUACACAGGUUUGGUUAUUUAUGCUCCGGCUUUGGCUUUAAACCAAGUCACAGGUGUAGAUCUCUGGGGUGCCGUCAUGUCCACCGGAGUGGUUUGCACUCUCUACUGUACAUUAGGCGGUCUGAAGGCAGUGGUGUGGACGGAUGUAUUCCAGGUGGGCAUCAUGUUUGCGGGGCUCUUGGCUGUCAUCAUCCAAUCAGUGCUGCUGCAGGGUGGGAUCUCCACUAUCAUCAGUGACUCCGCCCAGGGCGGGCGGCUCAACAUAUGGGACUUCGAUCCAAACCCUCUGAGGAGACACACUUUCUGGAGCAUCACAGUGGGAGGGACGUUCCUCUGGACAAGCGUCUAUGGUAUCAAUCAAGCUCAGGUGCAAAGAUACAUAUCAUGCAAGUCCAUGUUCCAUGCCAAAAUGGCUUUAUACAUUAACUUAGUAUGUCUCUGGGCUAUAUCAAUAUGCUCAGUAUUUUGUGGCUUGUGUCUAUACUCCUUUUAUAAGAACUGUGAUCCAUGGACAGCAAGAAAGGUGUCUGCUUUGGAUCAACUUAUGCCAUACCUGGUGUUGGACAUCCUGAGUGAAUAUCCUGGCGUGCCUGGACUGUUUGUGGCAGCAGCAUAUAGUGGCACAUUAAGUACAGUCUCCUCCAGUGUAAAUGCUUUGGCUGCAGUAACUAUUGCAGAUCUGAUACGGCCAUACCUCAGUCUGUCAGAAAAGCAGCUGUCCUGGGCUUCAAAGGGCAUGAGUUUGUUUUAUGGUGCCGUGUGCAUCGGAAUGGCUGGUGUUGCAUCUUUAAUGUGAGGGAUGCUACAGGCUGCUAUUAGUAUUGUAGGAGUGGUUGGUGGACCUCUACUGGGCCUUUUUUCUCUUGGCAUCCUGUUUCCUUGCGCUAAUGCAAAGGGAGGUUUAGCAGGGUUGAUAUCCGGUUUGGCGCUGUCACUGUGGGUGUGCAUCGGGGCACAAAUAUACCCUCCACGACCAGAGAACAGCAGACCGUUGGCUCUGGUGACACACGGCUGUAACUUCUCAGGCAGCGCUAACUGGACUGCAAACACAGAGGAAAAUCUAGAAAGGUGGGUUUGCAAAAACAGCUCAAAUCAAAAUCUAUUGGCUGGUACACAACAGGAUCCAUUUCUUCUCAGGCCUUUCCUGGCUGAUAAUUGGUACUCGCUCUCAUACCUGUACUUUGGCCCAUUGGGGACUGUGACGGUCAUCACCGUGGGUCUCGUUGUCAGCAUACUUUCAGGCGGCAGACAGACGAAAGUGCAGUCUGGGCUUACGAUAUUAAAAGAAGACCUCACCUUCUACAAAGCCUACAAUAUACUCAAAGCAAAAGUAAGUAUAUUCCUUAAUGCACGCAUAUAUACAAAUAUACAUUCCCAUCACUUUUAUCCUUUUCAAUUAUUGGCACUAAAAGUUUCCGGUGGUGCAGGAAAGUUUGACCUGGACCAGGAGCUGGACAAAUCCUUUGGAAAAACCAACUUUGCUUUCUGUGAUGUAGAGCUGUCUACACAAACACCUGCUUAG
Molecule: messenger RNA, 1935 nt
Organism: Cyprinus carpio (common carp)
Lineage: Eukaryota; Metazoa; Chordata; Actinopteri; Cypriniformes; Cyprinidae
Gene: slc5a8
Product: solute carrier family 5 member 8
Exons: 13
Biological process (GO): sodium ion transport; propanoate transmembrane transport
Cellular component (GO): membrane
Molecular function (GO): organic acid:sodium symporter activity
Source: RefSeq, a predicted model, not a curated record